Molecule: messenger RNA, 2050 nt
Organism: Colossoma macropomum (tambaqui)
Lineage: Eukaryota; Metazoa; Chordata; Actinopteri; Characiformes; Serrasalmidae
Gene: cnpy4
Product: canopy FGF signaling regulator 4
Exons: 6
Coding region: 77-742 (221 amino acids)
Cellular component (GO): endomembrane system
Molecular function (GO): signaling receptor binding
Source: RefSeq, a predicted model, not a curated record
CUCUGGUGCCGAGCCGUGUCGAUGUGGCUGUGAUGUCAGGUUUUCAGCGCUGAGCCUGAAACUAAAUGCAGACAUAAUGAAAGUUUCAGCCUUAUUUCUGUUUUUUCUGUUUAUCCUUGCUGCAGCAGACCAGGACGAGCGGCUUCCUAAUAAAUGUGAAGUGUGCAAGUUCUUGACAGUAGAGCUUCAGGCAGUUCUGGAAAAGAGUGGCCGCUCCAAAGAGGUCCUGGAGAUUGGAGAGGUGCUGGACACUGGAAAACGCAGACGCAAAAUCAAGUAUAACACCUCGGAAACACGAUUGACAGAAGCUGUGGACAAUAUCUGUGAAGGGAUACUGCAGUACAGCGUCCAUGCUGAGAGACCUGGGAGCCUCCGAUAUGCCAAGGGCACCAGUCAGACCAUGAGCACACUGAAGCACUUGGUUAAUAAGGGAGUAAAGGUAGAGCUUGGUAUCCCCUAUGAGCUCUGGGAUGAGCCAACAGUGGAGGUGGCAGACAUGAAGAGACAGUGUGAAACUAUGUUGGAAGAAUAUGAGGAGGUGGUAGAGGACUGGUACUUUAACCAUCAGGAGGAAAGACUGGAGAAGUUCCUUUGUGAGGCCCAUGUCCUGAAAAACUCGGACUCCGAAUGCCUGAAGGAGGUAUGGAAAGGUGACCUGGGGAUUAAAGGAUCUGCAGAGGAGUCUAAGAGUGACGGCGGGAGUGAGGGAGAAGGACAAACACAUGACGCCGGAGAACUCUGACAACAGAAACAUGGCAGACAAAUUUAAACACUUGGUCUUCCUGCUAGAAUAUGUCCUGAGGAAGAAGAGUGAUCGAACUGACUGUGAUUAAAAAAAAACAAGAAACAUAUCUUGUCUUCCUCUAGUCAAUACACUACAUGGAUAAUUCAAGUUACUUCCAGAAGUUUCUAAAGUGCCUUCCUGUCUGCUUGGUUUCUUAUUCCAAGCCAGCAGUCUGAAUCAGCAUCCUCAAGCAAUAAGAAACUGUGAGCAUGUUAUAUUCAGUACCAGUCUUCUCUUUUGUAAUGGAGAGACACUGUACCUUGAGAACCUGAAUCACUUUAUCUUGUCUGGCAGUGUGAGGCCAAUCUGUAGUUACACACUGCCAAUACUUUGCAACCUUUAAUGUCCUAGUUUACUUACUUACUGAAGUAUUCUGUAAUCUAGGACAAUAAAAGGGAAUUGCACAGAUUUUUGAAACAUAAUUCAAUGGUUAAGAUAUAAACUGUGGCAUUAAGAGGGGUUUGACAUGAAAUGUGCCAUCCUUGAAAAAUUUAUGCAGAGUCAAUACACAGUUACAAAAUUAUUCACAGCGGUGAUGAUAGGAACCAGACAUCCAAAGUGCCUCGAAAACGUAUUAAAUGAAAUAGUUAGAAAUACAUUGCCUCAUGCCUGAGAGAUUACAUUUUAGAGUAGUUUUGAGAAGGUUCACACAUGUAGGUUCACUGGUUGUUUGGGUAGUAAAUAAAAUGGCUGUAUUUGCAUUGUAGGCAUUAUGACCCCUGCUUCCUAUCACCACCGCUGGAAAGAAAAUCUCUAUCAGUAAGUUUCUCUACAAUGAACCAUUUUGCAUCAAACCACCCUAAAUGAUUUUGUUUACAUGUCGAUGACUAUUAUGCAGAACUGUAGAAAAAUCUGUGGAGUUUCAACUUUGUCCUAAUUUACAGAAUGGGUGUUUUUAUGCAGUGCUGCCAUUGAUGGUGAAGACUAAAUGCUGAAGACUACAGCUAAAUGGUGUAAAUGUAAGACACUCCAUGCAUUGUGCCUUUAUGCUAGACUGCCUCAGUGUUAUGUGGGAGGACAGACUCUGACACUAGUGUGCUUAAUCCAGCAGUAAUGAGGAUUUGUAACUCUAACACGGUGUUAUAUGAGCACGUUACAUUAGUAUUUAUCUUUCUUGUUCGUUUUGUUUUUGUUUUUUUUUUGAAAGCAUAUGGUUUGAGUGACUCAGUAUUUAAAUGCUAUCAACUUAGUGUUUCAAUGCAAUAUGACAUUUUAGUAACUGCAGUAUGUACAUUUUAUGACUAUGAAAUAAAAUAUUUUUAUUCA